GCGGGGCCGAGUGGGAGCCGGAGCUGGAGUCGGAGCCGGCGGUUGCAGCGGAGGCGGUGAUGUCGGUGCAGGUUGUGUCAGCAGCGGCUACGGCCAAGGUGCCUGAGGUGGAGCUGAGGGAUCUGAGCCCCUCCGAGGCGGAGCCCCAGUUAGGACUGAGCACGGCGGCUGUGAGCGCCAUGGUACCCCCGGCGGGCGGCGGGGACCCAGAGGCUCCAGCUCCAGCUCCGGUAGCGGAGCGGCCCCCGGCCCCUGGCCCGGGCUCGGGGCCCACGGCGGCUCUCAGCCCUGCGGCCGGGAAGGUGCCUCAAGCGUCGGCCAUGAAGCGGAGUGACCCUCAUCACCAGCACCAGCGGCAUCGCGACGGCGGCGAGGCCCUGGUCAGCCCCGACGGCACGGUCACCGAGGCGCCGCGCACGGUCAAGAAGCAGAUCCAGUUUGCUGACCAGAAACAGGAAUUCAACAAGCGUCCUACCAAAAUUGGACGUCGAUCUCUGUCUCGUUCCAUCUCUCAGUCAUCUACUGACAGCUACAGUUCAGCUGCUUCAUAUACAGAUAGCUCUGAUGAUGAGACAUCCCCUCGGGACAAGCAGCAAAAGAACUCUAAGGGAAGUAGUGACUUCUGUGUCAAGAACAUCAAACAGGCGGAGUUUGGACGCAGAGAAAUUGAAAUUGCUGAACAAGAGAUGCCUGCCCUGAUGGCCUUAAGGAAGAGAGCCCAAGGAGAAAAGCCUUUGGCUGGAGCCAAAAUUGUGGGUUGUACGCACAUCACUGCUCAGACCGCUGUGCUUAUGGAAACCCUGGGUGCUCUGGGAGCACAAUGCCGGUGGGCCGCCUGCAACAUCUACUCCACGCUCAAUGAAGUGGCCGCUGCCCUAGCAGAAAGCGGAUUUCCUGUCUUUGCCUGGAAAGGAGAGUCAGAAGACGACUUUUGGUGGUGCAUUGACAGAUGUGUGAAUGUGGAGGGCUGGCAGCCAAACAUGAUACUGGAUGAUGGAGGAGACCUUACUCACUGGAUUUAUAAAAAGUAUCCCAACAUGUUUAAGAAAAUCAAAGGCAUAGUCGAGGAGAGUGUUACUGGAGUCCAUAGGCUGUACCAACUGUCCAAAGCUGGGAAGCUGUGUGUUCCAGCCAUGAAUGUCAAUGACUCGGUCACUAAACAGAAAUUUGAUAACCUCUACUGUUGCCGUGAAUCUAUUCUUGAUGGACUUAAAAGGACAACAGAUAUGAUGUUUGGUGGGAAGCAAGUGGUAGUCUGUGGCUAUGGAGAGGUGGGAAAGGGGUGCUGUGCUGCUCUGAAAGCCAUGGGUUCCAUUGUAUAUGUAACUGAGAUUGACCCCAUCUGUGCCCUGCAAGCCUGUAUGGAUGGAUUCCGACUAGUGAAACUGAAUGAAGUCAUCCGACAAGUGGACAUUGUUAUCACCUGUACAGGUAACAAGAAUGUGGUAACCAGAGAGCACUUGGACCGUAUGAAGAACAGCUGCAUUGUGUGUAACAUGGGACACUCCAACACUGAGAUUGAUGUGGCCAGCCUGCGGACACCAGAACUGACCUGGGAGAGAGUAAGAUCCCAAGUUGACCACGUGAUAUGGCCUGAUGGCAAGAGGAUAGUGCUGCUGGCAGAGGGCCGGCUGCUGAACCUAAGCUGCUCCACAGUGCCUACAUUUGUGCUCUCUAUCACUGCUACCACUCAGGCUCUCGCCUUGAUAGAACUUUACAAUGCUCCUGAGGGUCGCUAUAAGCAAGAUGUGUACCUGUUGCCCAAGAAAAUGGAUGAGUACGUGGCAAGCCUUCACCUGCCCACCUUUGAUGCCCACCUGACAGAGCUGACAGAUGAGCAGGCCAAGUAUCUGGGACUCAACAAGAAUGGGCCCUUCAAACCUAAUUACUACAGGUAUUAAGUUCCUGUAAUGCAAGCCCGAAGACAUUUAAGGAACAGAACCAAGCCUUUAUCCAAGGAAGAACCCAGCAAGCUGCUUCUCCAAUCAGAGCUGCCCGCCGUGCUCAUCCUAUGUGUUAGGUUAUUUAUUUAUUAAAAUCUAGAAUCCUGUGCCUGUAGCCUUGGCCCAGAGUGUGGUUACUACUCCUGGGGCCUGAGAGCCGCAGAGGACAGGCUGAGGAAGGAAAGAAACGGUCGACCAUUCCUAGUGAUGAUUCGCAUCUUUGCCCAUUGAUGGACUCCUCAGUGAUGGCCGUUUUUCUUCCCAGGCUCAGGAGUUAGUUCAGGGAUGCCAGACUCCUUGUUACUUAGGGUUUUCUGGACUAAAUUUUCAGCAGCUGCCUUUCUCCAAGCUUUGGUCCUUUCCCAGAUGAGGCCUUUUGGAAGCCACUGAUCCAACAGGGCCUACAUUCCCAGUCUUGAUAGUUACUGUCACUGCCUUCUUUAUAAAGAGGCUGGUGAGGUGGGAGUGUGCCUGUGUCUGUGCCUACUGGGGUCUCUUUUCUUACCCAGAACUCCUUUCUGUUCCUUGAAUAUUAUAUCCAUUUUAAUGCUUUCUGGUCCUAAAAGGGUGUGCCUCCGUGAUCUUAAUACCUCUGCUGCUGGCCAGGCAUUUGUUUUGCUUUCUAACCCCACCAAACUCUGCUCAGGAAGUAGGGGACCAGCUCCACUGGGACCCAUAGUUUUGCUUCCUUGUCACCCUGGGAAGCCCCCUCUAAUCUGGCACUGUCUCAGAAAAGAGGGGCUUUAUGUGGAUAGUGCUUCCUGAAACUUCUGUUAUUGCCUGAAAUGACUUCUGGAACUGAGUUGGCAAAGAUGUUUGCUAGAGAUUUGGAAGCUUGAGGCUUUGGAAUGGGGUCCAGCUUGGCAUCCUAAAGAAACCAGUCUGUUUGUUUCCAGGAAAGACUCCACAGCCUGGCUGCAGAAGAUGGACGUCUCCGUCAUCUGUACCCAGAGGAUGAAAACUAGUUUGAGGGCUGGAGUAUAGCUCAAUGGCAAAGCCCGUGGCUGGUGCAUAAGGCCCAGGCUCAGUCACUGGGUACUAGGGAAGGAGGUGGGGGACUGGUCUGAACCAAAUCAGACAUUCAUCCCUUUGGCAGUUGCCAUUGGUGAAAGUGAGAUCUGUAAUUUGAUGUCUCAUCUUUCUUUGCUGCUGCUGUAUCUUUAUGAUCUGGCCCUUCUGUUCAAGGAUUCUGUUUCAGAGAGUUUAAGUAACUCCAGCAUAAAACAGCUGGUAAAUAGUGUGAGACUUCUCGGUCCACUCAAGCUUUAGAUUUCCUUUGGAGACAGACUGACUGGUUUCAGGGUUUCCAUUGGAUCAGUCGGUUUCAAAAAUUAAAAACCUGGAGUGACCCUAGGAAUCUUGAGUUAAAUGAGUGCCUCUCAUGGUCCAUCCAAUGUAAAAGUCUCAUGUUUGUUUCUCAUGUAUUUCUUACAUUGUUCUGCUUCAGAGUCUCAAGACCAAGGUCAUUCAGACAGAAGACACACAGAAUCACUAAAACCUUUAUCUAGCUCUUCUCCUCUGCCUCUACCAUCCCCAUCAUCCCUUGUCUUUGUGUAUGCCCUGGAAGCUAGUCUAGAAGUGUCCUUAUUUUUGAAGAUAAGGAAACAGAACUGCUGUAGGUGGCUGUUGGCCUUAUUAGAUGGUAUACAGGCUCAGCCCAGAAGAUGGAUUCUUCACAGGGUAUCAUCUGUCUCUACUCUUUUAUAAGGAAGACCAUAGAGGCUAAAGAUUCCACAAAGUUACUCAGUUCUUUUUGCCUCAUUCUGAUUUUUGUAUUAGUAGCUAAUUGUAUCCCUCUCCCACCUUUAUUUUGUUUUUGUUGUUGGGUUUUGUUGUUGUUCUGAAAUAGUCUCACUCUAUAACCUUGGCUAGCCUCAAACACAUGGCAGUCCUCCUGCCUCCACCUCCUGAGGCAUAUGCUACCAAGCCUGGCUGGCUCUUCAUUGGAUCUCUUUAGCAAAAGAUUCAGCUAUCUGCCUCAUCUUAUGUCCCAGACAGAUUCUGUUAGGCAGGUGUCUGGGCCCCAAAUCAUAACCUGCUGAUUUCCAGCAAAGCCUUGCUCUCUACAGAGCCUCCUAUAGCUGGUACUUACAGAGUGCACUAUGUCAAAACCAGUGAUGAGAUCCAUUGGAAAUAGAAAGGGAGCCACAUGGGUUUCUAAGUUAGGUUGCACUGUGUCUGCCCAUGGUGAGGUAUGUGACUAUGAGUUGCAGAUGGCAUCUAUUCUCUUCUCUUCGGAGACUGUUGCAUCAUCACCAUUAAGAAAGCAACCAGAAGUAGGGAUGUAAGUCAGUGAUAGGACACUUGAUUAGCAUGUGCCCAGCCCUGGGAUGAGUCCCCAGUUCAGGGGGCUUAUAGGGAAUGUGGAAGGAAGAGAGAAGGUAGUCCAGGACUCCUGUCUAGGUUCCGCCCUGUUAGAGCCAAAUCAUUGUUUCCUCUAACCUUGGAAUCAGAGCAAAUCUCUUCUUACUCCAUCUCCUCCUCUUAGAUGCAUCCUAGCUACUAGGAGGCAAGGAAAAGAACACUGAUUGUCCCUAGGUAUGUGGUCCUGGCUGGUGGGGAUACCUACCAUUUAUCUACAAUGAAAUGUGUGCUACUUCAUGGCCUUCUUGCUUUCUUGGUGGAAAUAUUUUUUCCUUUUUCUUGUUAAACAAAAUGCCUCUAGUCUGCCUCCCUUCUGCCCUCUCCCUCCUCACACUCCCCUCCCAUGAGAGCACGGCUCCCCGUGGCCACACACUCCUGCAAAGCUUUUCUGCUGCUUGGCUUUUCUCUGAACAGAUCUGAAAUUGCUGCUCUGUGGUUUCCUCAGAAUUCACUGUCACGGUUUAAAAAAUCAGAAUGCACUGUUGCAUUAAGCUUUUUUAAUAAGAGAAAAUUAUGGAAAGAAAAUAGGUAACACCAGCAAAUUAUAUAUUGACAAGUCUAAACUAUAUAUAUAUAUACAUAUCUAUAUAAAUAAUCAUCUAGUUCUUACUGUCAUCUUACUGAAAGGAACGAGACCUCUAAGGAUCACUAGUUCUGAGAAGCUCUUGGAAAUCUUUAUGUCUAAGUGAUUGUAUUAGAUCAGCAAUAAUGACUAUGUAAUCUCAAAAAAUAAAUAAAAUAUUCUUAAAACUGG
This is a messenger RNA of Onychomys torridus (southern grasshopper mouse), 5061 nucleotides long. Its product is annotated as putative adenosylhomocysteinase 3. The coding region runs from base 60 to 1901 and encodes 613 amino acids. The transcript has 17 exons. The record is from RefSeq and is a predicted model, not a curated record. Gene Ontology annotation, biological process: L-methionine cycle. NCBI's taxonomy places the organism in Eukaryota, Metazoa, Chordata, Mammalia, Rodentia, Cricetidae. Gene Ontology annotation, cellular component: cytosol.